AAGUCAAGGAGGAGGGGAAGAGGAACCAAGUAUACGUCACAACCACCUCUUCAUCUGCUCCACUCUUUCCUUUCUCAUUAGCCUAUUAUCUUCUCCACCUUCCUCUUUUUCAACUGCUAUAACUACACAAGGAGGAUCUCGUUGUUGUUGUUCCAACCUAAUAAUAAAUAUGGUUGAGUCUGCCAUGUCAAAGACAAUGAUGGAGGAAGUAGUAAUGGCAAGUUCUUGGUCAGAGGGGUCAGAGGAUGAUGACCUUGUGAGAGAGCUUUUAGAUGAUGGGUCUCCCCUUCUUAUUGAACCCCCCAACACAACAACAAAAUUAGCCUCUUCAAGUGAUGACCAAGACCAAGCCUUUAAUAGGUUCAUCUCCAACAUUUACUCAGGACCUACCAUCUCAGAUAUUGAAAAUGCUUUGUCAGUGACCAACCAAAGAGAUCACCACUUCCCACAACUCUCAUCAGCCAGAGUUUCCAUAUUGGAAAGGGGUUUGAGUAAGAUUGAGAAUAAGUAUACCCUGAAAAUCAAAUGCUUUGGCAAUGGGAUGGGUGAUGAUGGAUAUAAGUGGAGAAAGUAUGGACAGAAAUCCAUUAAGAAUAGCCCAAAUCCUAGCAGGAGUUACUAUAGGUGCACCAACCCAAGGUGCAGUGCCAAGAAGCAAGUUGAGAGAUCCAAUGAGGACCCUGACACUCUUAUCAUAACCUAUGAAGGGCUCCACUUGCACUUUGCUUACCCAUAUUUCCUCAUGGGCCAACAACAGCAAUCUCAUUCCUACCCACCAAUCAAGAAGUCCAAGCCCACCUCUCCACAGGCCCAGGACCAAACCCAUAGAGCAGACUAUGUUCAUGAAGCCCAUCAGACAGAAGAAGCCCAAUCAAAUGCUUCUAUGGGUGUGAUGCCAUCAUCCACUUCAUUGGACUCUACACUAGACAUGGCCCAAGAAAGUUUGGGCUCACAAGGGUUGCUUGAAGAUAUGGUGCCAUUCAUGGUUCGGAACCCCUCAAACAAUGUCAAUAGUGCUCAUACAAAAUUCUCUUGUUCUUCAUACCGUUCUCCUCCAACAUCACCUCUUUGGGCUUCAACUUACUCCACCACUUGCUAUACCGUUGGCUUAAAUUCUAGCACUUAGUUUAUAAUUAUGUAUAUGCAAAGAUUUAGAAAAACAAUAAAUUUAAGGGGGUGGUUAAUUACAAUUGUUUUGCUUAUGUGAAUUUAAUAAUAUAAUGUAAUAGUAUAGUUUUUAUGUCACGUUAUCGAAGGAAAGAAAAAGGUGCUCUUAUUUUAGUGUCAAA
Glycine soja is the source of this 1289-nucleotide messenger RNA. RefSeq names its product probable WRKY transcription factor 49. The coding region runs from base 170 to 1126 and encodes 318 amino acids. Lineage: Eukaryota; Viridiplantae; Streptophyta; Magnoliopsida; Fabales; Fabaceae. Gene Ontology annotation, molecular function: DNA-binding transcription factor activity; sequence-specific DNA binding. The record is from RefSeq and is a predicted model, not a curated record. Gene Ontology annotation, biological process: regulation of DNA-templated transcription. The transcript has 3 exons.